AUGGAUAUGAGCAUGGUGUUGCAUUUUGGCGAGAAGGAGAAAAUUCUCUUCGCAUGGUGGAAGACCGGCUCAUUCUCCGGAAUGGCCGUCUCGAUGCUCAUCACCUUCCUUCUCUGUAUUUUAUACGAAGCUAUGAAAGCCUUCCGCUACUUCCUGGCAGUAUGGCAAGCUAAUAAGCGACGAACCACACAAUCCGAGUUGGCCAUCACCAAUGCCGCCGCCGAUAGUGUCUCCGAGGACAGUGUGCAAUUCGCACCGCUUCUGUCCAUCUCAGGACUCACCAAACGACUCCUAUCCACCUAUCGAAUCAUCCAAGGGAUCCUAUAUGGAUUACAGGCUCUUUUGGCUUACGUGCUCAUGCUCAUCGUCAUGACCUUCAACGUAAACCUGAUUCUUGCCGUGGUCGUCGGUGAAGCCGUCGGCUAUUUUCUAUUCACCGGAACCCCGCUGUUGGACAACAACCUCGCCGAUUGUUGUUGA
Molecule: messenger RNA, 480 nt
Organism: Caenorhabditis bovis
Lineage: Eukaryota; Metazoa; Nematoda; Chromadorea; Rhabditida; Rhabditidae
Source: the annotation of a GenBank genome assembly